Molecule: messenger RNA, 531 nt
Organism: Metarhizium album ARSEF 1941
Lineage: Eukaryota; Fungi; Ascomycota; Sordariomycetes; Hypocreales; Clavicipitaceae
Exons: 5
Coding region: 1-531 (176 amino acids)
Source: RefSeq, a predicted model, not a curated record
AUGACCCAUACCAAGAAGACGAUUCCUGUUGCACGUGCUCUGGACGGAGCCGCUGGGCCCCCAAAGCUGGACCGACACGAUGACCAGGCCGACGAGCCAGAGGACGAAGAGCAUAAACGCCCCGAUCAUGACAAUGGCAGGCAGCAGCCGCCGCGUCGCAAUGAGCCAGAAGAUGAAGCCCAUGAAGAGGAUGGCCACGGCCCCGACGGUUAUGAACUGCGUCUGGAUCUGGAUAAAGGACGAGAACACGCCGACAAUGCUGGACGCGGCCAGCAGCAUGACGAAGAUCCAGAAAUUGAGCUGCAGCGGCGGCCAGUUACGACGGAGCUGCCGCUCAGCGUCGACCCGAGGCCUCUCUUCAUCGCGGCCGCUUGGCGAGAUCUGGUCUUUGGGCUUUGUGUGUGCGCGCGCGCGCGCGUGUGUAGUCGCGGCGGCUGGGAGAGGAGAGCUGGGCGUCCUGCCGGAGAGUCGCUCGCCCAACGAGGCCACCCGGGCGGUUUGGGCCACGUCCGGACAAGAGCUUCUUCCUAG